Astyanax mexicanus (Mexican tetra) is the source of this 4609-nucleotide messenger RNA. It is a transcript of the gene zranb1a, whose product is annotated as zinc finger, RAN-binding domain containing 1a. Lineage: Eukaryota; Metazoa; Chordata; Actinopteri; Characiformes; Acestrorhamphidae. The record is from RefSeq and is a predicted model, not a curated record. The coding region runs from base 358 to 2490 and encodes 710 amino acids. The transcript has 11 exons. Gene Ontology annotation, cellular component: nucleus; cytoplasm. Gene Ontology annotation, biological process: protein deubiquitination involved in ubiquitin-dependent protein catabolic process; cell migration; cytoskeleton organization. Gene Ontology annotation, molecular function: K63-linked polyubiquitin modification-dependent protein binding; cysteine-type deubiquitinase activity.
UGUCAGAUGACUGCAUGUCGCUGAGCUUCGCCUCCUCUGAGGCUCUAUUUUAGCUUCCCGUAUCUCUCCGCCAUUAAAGACUGGACACUAAAUAACACUAAAGCUGCGGAGCGGCGGGUCCGGAGAUGUGUUUAGGGCUAAGGGGGGCAGCAGGUGAUCAGUUCUGAUUAGUCAGAGAGGGGGUUUAUCGAUCAGGAUAUAAAAUGUAAGAUCGGGUAAAAGGUGGAAGAGCGGCUGUGGAGACUCGGGGAGAGAGAGAGAAAGACUAGCGAACAGCACUGAGGAGGGCGAGCAGGAGAAGUUUGUUGCCUGCCUGCUCUCUGUAGGUGACGUGAGCGUGUGUGUGAGUGUGAGACCAUGACGGAGUUGGGUGUGAAAUGGGCCUGUGAGUACUGCACCUACGAGAACUGGCCGUCUGCUAUCAAAUGCACCAUGUGUCGCGCUCAGAGGCCCAGCGCCACCAUCAUCACGGAGGAACCGUUCAAGAGCAGCUCAAUACUGGAUCCCCCGCACAGCGAUUUGGGCAGCAGUAACCUCCUGAUCUGCCCGGACUCCAGCGCCAGGCCCCGCGUCCGCCAGGCUCAGACCACCGAGACCAGCGGGAAGUGGUCCUGCCACAUGUGCACCUACUUGAACUGGCCUCGCGCUGUCCGGUGUACGCAGUGUCUGUGCCAGAGGCAGCGCGCCUGCAGCCCCACCGAAACACCCCAGACCUCCGGCUCGGGCCUCAGAUUAAGGUCCGGACCGGUGCCCCCUGUGGACCCCUGUGAGGAAUACAACGACAGGAACCGACUGAACACGCGCGCUCAGCGGUGGUGUUGUGCGGCCUGCACGUACGAGAACUGGCCUAAGACCCCUCGCUGUGUGGUGUGUGACCACCCCCGGCCCAACGACGCCAUCCAGCUGACUGAGCCGGACGUGCUGUCGCCGGUCAUUAACGAGCAGGACCAUGUGCACCCCCCACGGGCCGGAGGCGUGUGUGGACCUGUGGGCCAGCGGCGGUCUCCGCCCAUGCCGAAACGAGACUCAGAGGUGCAGAUUCAGGACAUACAGUGUAUCGAACUGGCUGCCGGAGCUCAGGGCAGCAAGGAGGAGCUGGAGAUGGACUUUAAAAAGCUCAAACAAAUCAAGAACCGCAUGAGGAAGAGUGACUGGCUGUUCCUUAACGCCUGUGCAGGUGUGGUGGAGGGCGAUCUGGCGGCGGUAGAGGCCUACAAGUCUUCAGGUGGAGACAUCGCCCGGCAGCUGACAGCUGACGAAGUUCGUCUGCUGAACCGAGCGUCUGCCUUUGACGAAGGUUUCACGCUCGUCCACCUCGCCAUCCGCUUCCAGCGCCAGGACAUGCUCGCCAUCCUGCUGACUGAGGUUUCUCAGCAGGCAGUGAAGUGUAUCCCGGCGAUGGUGUGUCCCGAGCUGACGGAACAGAUCCGCAGGGAAAUCGCUGCCUCAUUGCACCAGCGCAAAGGAGACUUCGCCUGUUACUUUCUCACCGAUCUCGUCACCUUCACUCUACCAGCAGAUAUUGAAGACUUGCCUCCUGCAGUUCAGGAGAAGCUGUUUGAUGAAGUUCUCGACCGUGAUGUGCAGAAAGAGCUGGAGGAGGAGUCUGCGGUCAUAAACUGGUCUCUGGAACUAGGCACUCGUCUGGACAGUCGUCUGUACGCUCUGUGGAAUCGAACGGCCGGAGACUGCCUGCUGGACUCGGUUCUACAGGCCACCUGGGGAAUCUACGACAAAGACUCGGUCCUCCGGAAAACCUUGCACGACAGCCUGCACGACUGUUCACACUGGUUCUAUACUCGGUGGAAGGAAUGGGAGUCGUGGUAUUCGCAGAGUUUUGGCCUCCAUUUCUCUCUCAGAGAGGAGCAGUGGCAGGAAGACUGGGCCUUCAUCCUGUCCCUCGCCAGCCAGCCUGGGGCGAGUUUGGAGCAGACUCAUAUAUUCGUUCUUGCACACAUUCUCCGUAGACCAAUCAUAGUCUACGGAGUGAAGUAUUACAAGAGUUUCCGUGGAGAAACGUUAGGAUACACUCGCUUUCAAGGUGUUUACUUGCCGUUGCUAUGGGAACAGAGCUUUUGCUGGAAAAGCCCUAUCGCUCUUGGUUACACGAGGGGUCACUUCUCUGCGCUGGUCGCCAUGGAGACCGACGGCUACGACAAUCGCGGCGCAGGCGCCAAUCUUAACACAGACGACGACGUCACGGUAACCUUCCUCCCAUUGGUCGACAGCGAGAGGAAGCUGCUCCACAUUCACUUCCUGUCAGCACAAGAGAUGGGGAAUGAGGAGCAGCAGGAGAAGCUGUUGAGGGAGUGGCUGGACUGCUGUGUGACGGACGGGGGGAUGCUGGCCGCCAUGCAGAAGAGCUGCAGGAGGAGGAACCACCCUCUGGUCACUCAGAUGGUGGAGAAGUGGCUGGACGGGUACAGGCAGAUCCGCCCCUGCCCCACGCUGUCCGACGGAGAGGAGGAGGAGGACGAGGAAGACGAGUGAGGAAGAGGAGGAGGAGAUGGAGGAGGAGGAGAUGAUGGACUGUUGGGACAGAAACACUCAAACAGUUUUAUUUUCACAUCAGGGAGGGACAGGCCUUUAGCCAUUUCACUCAAACAAACACACACACACGUACAUACACACACGCAGACACACAAGAAGAGUAGUUUUUUAUUAAAGAACAUUUCUACACCCCCCCCUUUUCAUUUCUUAUAACACAACAGUAGAGACCACGCACUCUUAAACAUGAAGGCGCUUCAGAAGGUUUUCAAAUAAUAAUGACAUUAAAAAAAGAACCACAAUUUGAAGGAGAGAUGAGCGUAGGUUUGCUCAAAUAACCACUAUUGAUCCCUUUUAAAAAGUGGUUCUUUUGAGCAAUGCCAUAGAAUAACCAUAUAUAUUUAAACAUUUCAUGGAAGUAUGAAGAGCUUUAAUUACCCUCAACCCUCAACACUCCAAUAAACACUUUUUUUUUUAAAGGAACCAAUAGGGGUUCUUCUGAGCAAUACUACAAAGGAACCAUGUUUGUAAUAGAGGUGUGUUUCGUAAGGAACCUUUAAAUCAGGGUUCUUCUAUAGCACUCAAUACACCUUUUUUUAAAGGAACCAACAGUGGUUCCUUUGAGUAAUGCUGUGCACGAAUCAUGACUGUAAAAGUGAUAUGAGAGUGUGAAGAAGCUUUAUUUUGAUUAGGAACAUAUAAAGAUAUAUUUUUUUUUUAUGCUCACACUCAAUCUUACUCUUCCUACUAUUACUAACGUGCCCCUUUAUGCCCCUUCUUUAUGCCCCUUCUAUUGUUGCUGAAAGAACCUUUAAAGCACCUCCAUGAUCGAGAAGAAAUUGGUCAUCCAGUUCCAGAAAGUUAAAAUCUAUCCCAGGAUGUUUUUCAACUGCCAAGCAGAAGAAGUUAGAAGAAAAAAAACAUGUUUAUUAUAAUUUACACGUUUUCUUCCCUUUUCUCUCCAAACAAAAAAAAGAAAAAAAAAGAGUGAUUUCUAUAUAAAUAUAUACAUAUAUAAAUAUAUAAAUAGUGCGAAAAAAUAUAUAUACAUAUAUAUAUAUAUAUAAAACCCUUCAGUGCAGGUGUGAUGCAUGCGGUUCCUAGGGCGGUGUCUAAUAAAUAAGAGGACAAAAAAGAAGAAAAAAUGACAAAUACCAGCAUCAGCAGCAGCGUUUAGACGGGCCGGACGUUUCUAUAGGUUUGUUAUCGGCACUUACAGAAGCACACUUUACAAAUAAUGUUUGUUCUAAAAACGAAAUGAAUAUUAAUUCAUAUUAAUAAUCAUAGUAAGGCUUUUGUUUGUUUUUCUUUGAUUGCGAUUUAGAGUUUUAUCGGAUUCAGUUCAGGGAGGAAGAAGGAGAGGAGGAGCCGUGAUGAAGGUUUGGUUGAGAAAGAAAGAGAGAGAAAGAGAACCGUGUAUUUACAGCAUGCUGUUUUGUUAUACAACAGCACACACACACACAUACAUACAUACAUACAUACAUACAUAAACACAUACAUACAUACAUACAUAUAAAUAUACCUGAAGAACGUUAGAAAGGACAGAAGUGGGACUUUUCUUGUGAGUGUUUUUUGUUUUGACUUUUUUUUCCACUAUUUUCUUGCACCUCUCUCAUCCCUCGCUCAUCCUUUAGGUUGUGUUUCUGUUUGUUUCGUUUUUAAAGACUGACUGUAUUUAUUUGUUUAGGAGUGCGAUUGUAUGAAUUAUUUUACACCCCUUUCCCUUUCACUUUCUCUUUUUGUCUCUUUUUUUUUUCUUUUACGUACCUAAACUUCUUCUGUCUUUCUUUUGUUUUAUUUUUUAUUAUUUCUCACUUGUUUUUUUUUCUUUCACUCUCUCCCUUCUAUCUAUCUCAUACUUAUUCGCUCUCUCUCCCUCUCCCCCUGUUUCUUUGCACGGAGGUGUGUGUUCUUGCUGUUGGGGUGAGAGCCCCCCCCCCCUCCUCGGCCCUCCUGUAUAAAUGUACUGACCUGUAUAAUGUGUGAUUUAUCUAGUACCUCAUUUUUGAUGUUACAACUUUAGGUGCUUCUCUGUGGGAGGGGCAGGGCCAGGAUGGGAUGGCUGAUACACACAGCUACUACAGAGUGUGCUAAACAUUAAACUACACACACACACACACAC